GCGUAACGGGAGGGACGUUCUGGAAGGUUCUGGGCCGGCGCUUCAGUCGCUGGCGGGCGGCGGCAGCGGGCGGAGGCGGCAGCGAGCUCUGGUUCCGUCGCGAUUCUAUCGCCCUUGUGUCGCCCUUUUGUCGCCCUUUUGUCGCCGAUCGCGGCUGGCGCAGCGGGCCCGGCGCUAUGGGGGUGACGCACGAAGCGGGGCUCUCCCCUCAGGACCCGUGUGGGGGCAGCCCGGCGGGCUGGAGCCGCAGCGCCCAGGUGCCUCAGGGGAACCAGCGUGGGGCGUGCCCGGCGGCGCCCAGCGGAACAGAGACCGGGCACUGCCGGGCGGCGGCCAAAGGCGAGGCGGGCGCUGAGGGCUGUGCCCGGAGCACGGGCGGUGUGACGGAUUGCAUGGACGGGCUGAGCCUGGGCUCGCCCCGGCACACAGACUCCCCGGGCCGCUCGGGCCGCUCCUCCAGCCGCUCCUCCAGCCGCUCAUCGCGCAGCUCCAGCUCCAGCAGCUCCUCCAGCCGCUCCUCCCGCAGCUGGAGCCGCUCCCGUUCCCGCUCCCGUUCCCGUUCCCGAGCGCGGCGCUCCCGCCGCUGCUCCCGCUCCUACUCGCGCUCCCGUUCUCGCUCCCGCGGCUACCGGCGCUACCGGCGGCACUACCGGCCCCGGCACUACCGGCCCCGCUCCCGCCGGGCCCGCUCCCGUUCGCGCUCCCGGGGCUGCUACCGGCGCUCGUACUCGCGGAGCCGCUCGCGCUCCCGCGGCCGCCGCUACUACGGCUUCGGCAGGACCAUCUACCCCGAGGCGUACCGCGGCUGGAGGAGCCGCUCCCGGUCCCGCAGCCGCUCCCGCAGCCGCUCCCCGCUGCACCUCAGCGACAAGGACAAGAGGGAACUGCUGGAAAUUGCAAAAGCCAAUGCUGCCAAAGCUCUGGGGACAGACAACAUUGUCCUGCCAGCCAGCCUGAAGCUCCCUGCUCCUGCCAGGGAGGUGAAAAGUGAGAAGCAGGAGCGGGAGGAGGCCCGGGAGCCAGCUGAGCAACCUGGGAGUGCAGCUGAGGACGUGAGCAGGGCUGCCAUGGAGAGAGCAACAAUCCAGAGGAGCAUUUCCUUCAGCCCUAAUAACACAAUGGCCAAGCCUGCCCUGCAGAAGCCAGUGAGCCAUGCUGUGGUUAAGGAACCUGUGGUUUCUCCAGCCAGGGAGGAUGACAGGAAGGGAAGCCCCUAUGGGCAGUGGGUUCCUGUCAAGAAGGAGGAGAAGAAAACAUUCCUGAACUUCUCACCCAAAAGCUCCCUGUUCAGGGCACGCUGAGGGAGGCACUGCCAGCACCUCACACCCCUCAGCAGAGAUGGAGAGUUCUGAUGGGCUGGAAGAUUUGUUAAUACUGAGUAUUUAUUUUGAAGUCUUAAUUUUUGGAAUCUUAGGUUUCUCUUUCAGAUAGAGAGCACAGAUCCAGAAGGCACAGAUGGGAAUCUUGUGUAUAUUUGUAAAUAUUUUGUAUUGCUUUAUUGGACUAGACCUUGCAGGUGGGUAACUUUUUUCUAAACCAUAGAUGAGUAGCUGUUCUUUGAACACCUGGAUUUACAUUGUGUAACUGUUUACUUAAGUGAAUAAAGUUUAGUUUUGCACUGUCA
This is a messenger RNA of Catharus ustulatus (Swainson's thrush), 1624 nucleotides long. It is a transcript of the gene RSRP1, whose product is annotated as arginine and serine rich protein 1. The record is from RefSeq and is a predicted model, not a curated record. The coding region runs from base 177 to 1301 and encodes 374 amino acids. NCBI's taxonomy places the organism in Eukaryota, Metazoa, Chordata, Aves, Passeriformes, Turdidae. The transcript has 6 exons.